AUGGCCGAUGCAGAGGUGGUUUGUAGGCAGCUGGGCUGUGGGGCUGCCAUUGAAGCUUCCAAGCGUGGCAAUUUUGGGCCAGGAUCUGGCUUCAUCUGGAUGGAUGAUGUGAACUGCAACAGCACCGAGUCUUCCCUGUCUGACUGCAAAUAUGGAGGAUGGGGCAAACAUAAGUGCUCCGAGAUACAGGAGGCUGGAGUGAUUUGUUCAGGAUUUGUGCGUCUGGUGGGAGGGCAGAGCCACUGCUCAGGACGUGUGCAGGUCCAUGCCGAGGGACAGUGGAAAGGCGUCUGUGGCUCCCACUUUGGUGCCCAAGCUGCCGCUGUGGCCUGCAGGGAGCUGCGCUGCGGCGGGGCCCUGUCUGUGUCUGGCACAGCUGCCUCUGGAGCGGGGCUGGGUGCCAGCUGGGACAGAGAGCUGCGCUGCGUGGGGAAUGAAUCCCAGCUCAUCUCCUGCCCCACGGGGCCCUUGGGGGAGCGGCCCUGCAGCCAGCAGGACAGCGCUGUCCUCACCUGCACACAGUACGCAGGGUUCAGGCUGGCCAACGGCAGCACAGCGUGCGAGGGGAGGGUGGAGGUUCAGCUGCUGGAGACCUGGGGGACCCUCUGUGCCUCGCGCUGGGAUCUGGCCGAUGCCCACGUUCUCUGUGGGCAACUGGGCUGCGGCUUUGCCGAGUCCAUUCCUGGAGGAGAGCGUUUCGGCCCGGCGCCCGGCCCUGUCUGGAGAGACUCCUUCCACUGCGACGGGACUGAAGCCCGGCUGAGCCAGUGCCCAGUGACCACGCUGGGGGCCUCCCCGUGCUCCCGCGGGAACAACGCCGCGCUCAUCUGCUCAGGCCCCGUCGGCUCCGGGUCCCUGCGGCUGGUGGGGGGAGGGAGCCGGUGCGCCGGGCGAGUGGAGAUCUUCCAGCACGGGACGUGGGGCAGAGUCCUGUCUGAGCAGUGGGACGUGGCGGAGGCCCGUGUGGUGUGUCGGCAGCUGCGGUGCGGAGAGGCAGAGACGGCCUACAACCCGCCCAAGGCCGAGCGAGGGCCGGGCCCCGUGGGGCUGCGAGGGGGUGGGUGGGCAGCUGGCCCCCGCCGCCAUCUGGGCUCCGUCCCUGCCACAGGGAGCCGGCGCGUGCGGCUGGCGAACGGGCCCGGGCGCUGUGCCGGGAGAGUGGAGAUCUACUCCCAGGGCAGCUGGGGCAGCGUCUGCGACGACGGCUGGGACCUACCCGAUGCCGCCGUCGUGUGCCGGCAGCUGGGCUGCGGAGGGGCCGUGCGGGCGCUGGGCUCUGCCGCCUUUGGGGAGGGCUCCGGGCACAUCUGGCUGGACGGCGUCAACUGCUCCGGGGCCGAAGCCGCUCUCUGGGACUGCCCGGCCGGGCCCUGGGGGCGGCACGACUGCGGGCACAAAGAGGAUGCCGGAGCCGUCUGCUCGGAGUUCACGGCCCUGAGGCUGGAGAACAGCGACGGCUGCUCCGGCCGCCUGCAGGUUUUCUACAACGGGACGUGGGGCAGCGUUUGCUCCAACUCGCUGACUCUCGAGACGGUGUCGCUGGUGUGCAAGGAGCUGGGCUGCGGGGACACAGGGACCCUGGAAUCGCUCCUGCCCCAUGGCAGGGUGUCUGGCCCCACCUGGCUGGACAACAUCCAGUGUGGGGAGAGAACCAGCUCUUUCUGGCAAUGUCCCUCCGCUCCCUGGAACCCGCAGUCCUGUGUCGAUCUGCGGGAGGAGAUCCACAUCACCUGCAAUGGGCUGUGCCCACCGUCCCGCUGCCCCAGCAGCUCUGUGCCUCCUGCAGACAGGGACAGGAUCCGCGCCGUGGGAGGAGAGGACGGCUGCUCGGGCCGGGUGGAGCUGUGGCACCACGGCUCCUGGGGGACGGUGUGCGACAACGCGUGGGACGUGCAGGAUGCCGAGGUGGCCUGCAGGCAGCUGGGCUGUGGGCCCGCCGUGGCUGCCCUGCCCGAGGCUGCCUUUGGGGAGGGCACGGGCCCCAUCUGGCUGGAGCAGGUGGAGUGUCGGGGCACAGAGGCGGCUCUGCAGCACUGCUGGGCCUGGCCCGGGGACCGCGGGCUCUGCCGGCACAAGGAGGACGCGGCCGUGCGCUGCGCGGGUCCCACACGAGGCCGUGUGAGCAGCGGCGGGAGAGUCUCGGUGCCCGUCAUCGUCUGCAUCGUCCUGGGGGCCCUUCUCUGCCUGCUCCUGGCCCUCCUGGUCAGGCAAGUGCUGAGGCGCAGAGGCUCCAGGAGAGCUCAGCAGCCCUUCCCCGAGGCCGUGUACGAGGAGAUCGAUUACAGCCCGGUGUGGAAGGAGCAGGAGAGGUUUGGGCGCUCAGCAGCUGUGGGGGCUUCGCUGCAUGAUACCCACUGUGCAUCUCCCCAGGCUCCUCCUCAGAGGGGUCCCUGCCCCGGCUGCAGCCCUCCCCUGUGGCCAGUGAGGAGGAGGAUGCUGUGGGAGCAGCUCCAGACAGUCCCGUCCUGCCCCCAGGCGGCCCAGCGGAUGGCUACGAUGAUGCCAGAGAGGUUUCUGAGCCCGAGGAGGCUGCUGGCCCUGGGCAGGGAGCUUGGCAAAGGCCCAGGGAGCCGGAGGAGGGAGCAGGGCCCGGGGACUCAGCCGGAGGGGCGAAGCUGCGCUCCCGCAGAAGCGCCGGGGUCCCUGGAGCUGGAGGAGAGCCCUCGUCCCUGUCCCGGGGGAGCUGCGGCUAUGACGACGCCCAAGAGGUGUCUGUGGCACGUCCCUGUGAGGACAUCGAGGCCGUGGCACCGCAGGUCGGGGCACAACAGCCCCCGACGGGAGCGUGUGGUGCUGCCGCGGGGCCGCAGCAGCCAGGAGAGCCCUGAGCACCAGGACACUGUCUGCACCCAGGGGCGGCAGAAGGAGUUUCCUCUGGCUUUGGCCUCGUGCCGAGCCUCAGUGUCGCGGUGGUUGUGA
Colius striatus (speckled mousebird) is the source of this 2919-nucleotide messenger RNA. Its product is annotated as scavenger receptor cysteine-rich type 1 protein M130-like. The record is from RefSeq and is a predicted model, not a curated record. Gene Ontology annotation, cellular component: membrane. Bases 1 to 2919 code for a protein of 972 amino acids. NCBI's taxonomy places the organism in Eukaryota, Metazoa, Chordata, Aves, Coliiformes, Coliidae. The transcript is spliced from 12 exons.